Messenger RNA from Drosophila ananassae, 1686 nucleotides. Its product is annotated as transmembrane protein 120 homolog. Bases 78 to 1280 code for a protein of 400 amino acids. Gene Ontology annotation, cellular component: membrane. The record is from RefSeq and is a predicted model, not a curated record. Lineage: Eukaryota; Metazoa; Arthropoda; Insecta; Diptera; Drosophilidae. The transcript has 7 exons.
AAAAAAAAAAACAAAAAUUAAAUACUAUUACUAAUAUUAAGUUGAAAGAAAAGAAAUAAGAAAUAAUUGAAUCCAAAAUGAAUAUCGACGCUCUGAAAAAUGAAUGGGAGGAGCUCAACAAGGAGUACGCCGAGCUGGAGAGCUGCAACGGUCGGUACAUAGAGCUGCUGGAACAGCUGCACAGUCACCAACAGAUGUGCUUCAACGAGAUCAAGCACCAGCGCUACCGCAUGAACCAGAUAACCGCAUCUUUAAGACAAUUCAAAGGCCCCGUACCAUCGGAGGACAGGGAGAAGGUCGAUGAACUCCACAAGAUGACCUUGAAGCGCAAGGCGCAACUUCACGAAAUCGAGCAAUCCUUGCCAGCUAAAUCCGGCCGCUACUUGCAGAUAAUCUUGGGCGAUGUGAAUGUCUCGAUUCUCAACAGAAACGACAAAGUUCGCUAUAAAGAUGACUAUGAAAAGUUUAAAUUAAUACUCAACGUAAUUGGACUGAUAAUGGCCUUCUUCAAUUUGAUAUUCAACUACAGAGCCCUGGAGCUGGCCUUCAUUUUUCUGCUAGUCUGGUACUACUGCACCCUGACCAUCCGCGAGUCCAUCCUAAAGGUGAAUGGUUCGAGGAUCAAGGGUUGGUGGCGGGCCCACCACUUCAUCUCGACGGUGGCCGCCGGUGUCCUGCUGGUGUGGCCCCAGGGCGAGCACUGGCAGAUCUUCCGGAUGCAGUUCAUGUACUUCAAUGUCUACAUCAGCAUCGUUCAGUACUUGCAGUUCGGCUAUCAAAAGGGUCUACUCUACCGACUGAAGGCUCUGGGGGAGCGCCACAACAUGGACAUCACCAUCGAGGGCUUCCACUCGUGGAUGUGGCGCGGCCUUAGCUUCCUGCUGCCCUUCCUGUUCAUCGGGUAUGGCUAUCAGGCCUACAACGCCUGGACGCUCUACAAGCUGGCCUACUCCCCGCCGGAUGCGCCCUGGCACGUCUCCGUCAUGUGCGGCCUGUUCCUGCUCCUCUUCGUCGGCAACAUGGCCACCACGCUCUGGGUCGUCCCGGAGAAGAUCCGGGAGCGGUCCAAGGAGCGCUAUCGCCUCCAGAGCAUGGGCAAGUCCAUGAAGCUUCGCAAGGAGAUGAAGAAUAGUGCCAGUGAUUUGGAUCUGUCCAGUGGCUCCCAGGCAGCGAAGCUUUCGCCGACAACGACGACGUCGACGUCAGCAGCGACUGCAACUGCGGCAGCGACUGUGACUGCGGCAGCGACGCAAACCCCCGCCGAUAAAAAGGAAAUUUAAAAAAAAAAAAAAACACAAAAAUAAUAAAUAAAUCAAUUGUUUUUUUUUUUUUUGUUGUUUAGACCAGGGCAUUUGAAAUUUUUUAAUAUGCACAUUACAUAAUUACCUACAUUUAUGAUUUUUUCCAUAUUUAUUAUUUUUCCUUUUUCCUUGUAUUAUUUUCCAUUUUUUUCCUUUUCGGUUUCUUGUUCUGACCCCCCGACCUUUUGAACUUUAACCUGCUUUUGAUUUUAAAUAUUAUCACUAUUUUUUUUUUCAUUUAAAACAGAUGUACAUUUGAAGCAAAAAAUUGAAAAAAAAAAUCAGAUAUAUAUAUAUAUAGUCAUAAAAAAUAAAGAUUUUUUUUCGCCUAAUUGUAAGUAUUGAAAUAUGAUAGAAGAUGAAAUAUUAAAUGGAAUUGAAGUGA